Messenger RNA from Menidia menidia (Atlantic silverside), 5299 nucleotides. Lineage: Eukaryota; Metazoa; Chordata; Actinopteri; Atheriniformes; Atherinopsidae. The record is from the annotation of a GenBank genome assembly.
UGGUUGGCGCGUGUGUUGUGGCCAUGCUACUGUCAGUUUAUUGGACAAGCCCAACGCCAGUCACAAAAGUAAACUCAACAGACUUCCGGCUUCACUAGGUAUUCCUCAAUGUCUGUAUUUAUUUGACAUGUUCGUUCAUCCUCGCUGACAACAAGGAGACGUAGUCCAUAGACUUGUAUUUUUCAGUGACAGAGAAUUUAUUACGAGGUGGGUAGAUGUCCAAAGACAACCGACACGAUGGCAGACGGCGUGGUACCGUGCAGCACCGUCUCGGGCCGAGAGUUAGCCAAGGUGGUGACGGGAGGGAAAGGUCUGGUAGUAACAGCUCUGGCUCUUCGCACGGAGGAGGCAAAAGCAAGAAUGCAUCCGCUACGAAGUAUGUCGGGAGUGGAUAGAGACGAGGAACCAGCUAACAGACUUUACUUCUAUUCUGCUUCGUUUCAGCGCUCCAACAGCCAUGACAAAGUGCGAAAGAUUGUAGCUGAGGAGGGCCGGGCUGCUCGAAACCUCAUCGCCUGGAGUGUUCCUCUUGAGAACAAAGAGGAGGAAGUAAAAGCCAAAAGCAACUCCGGUGGUGGUUCCCGGUCUCAGAGGAUCAAUUCUGGACAGCAGAAGAAUAAAAAGCAGAAUGCCGGAGUGGAAAAUAAAUGCUCAGCUGGAGCCUUAAUAGAUAAGGGGCCUGAUAAGAGCCCCACCAAAACCAGACAGCCCCGCAAAGUGGACUUACGAGCACGUUACUGGGCUUUCCUCUUCGAAAACCUGCGUCGGGCUGUGGACGAGAUUUAUGUCACAUGUGAAUCUGAUCAAAGUGUCUUAGAAUGCAAGGAGGUGUUGAUGAUGCUUGACAACUACGUUCGGGAUUUCAAGGCCCUCAUAGACUGGAUCCAGCUCCAGGAGAAGUUGGAGAAAACAGACGCCCAGAACAGGCCAACAUCUUUAGCCUGGGAGGUGCGCAAGAUGUCUCCAGGACGACAUGUAAUGCCAAGUCCAACUUCAGACAGAAUGGUACCCUCUCCAGGUGCACGACGCGCCCUUAACUUCAGUGGUCCUCCAGCAACACUGGCUGCAUCUCGGCUCACCCACACAGGCCCUAGCUGGGCAGACAGAGUAAAGUGCACUCAGUCAGUCCAUAGUCCCAGUCAACCCAUUGCAUUCAAUGCAGAAAAACCUGGUAAAAAAGAUGCAGAGGGUUGGGAAACUGUGCAGCGAGGACGCACAGCCAAACCUCGCUCAGCUGCCAUCGUUGCUAAGGUCAGCCCUGACCUGGCUCGAGUCGCACCAAAACAAGACCGCGGCAAGUAUAACCAGUCACAUGGAAGGACACAGGCAGAGCGCCAGCUUCAUGUUGAGCGUCCUCCGGACAAGGAUGUGACCCAGACUGACACUGGGCAGCAAGUCUCUGCGAAGCCUGACCCCCCUGAGAAGGUUGAACGUCCAGAGAAUGGACACAUAAUGGAGCCCCCUGCAGAGAGUGUACAAGACUCAGGGCAGUGUGUCGACGCGCCCUGCGAAGACGCGCCUCCUCCUCCUCCCAUAGCAUCUCUUACCUCAUCCCAAGCCUCAGAACGCUCUCCAUCCACAGACUCUGUCCCACCACCAGACAUAACCAUAUCAGUCCCAGUUCCCGCUCUGUCUGUGACAGCAUCCACAGACCUGCCCCAGACGGACGAGCUCAGUGCUCUGUUGGCCUUUGGGGACACUGGGGCUGAGGGAGGCGCGUCACAGGGCAUGGCCACAUCUGCUCCAGGACAGACGGAGACUCCCAUGGCAGCGGUGAAACUGGAGAGUUUGCUGGAUCCCACUGAGCUUUCCACUCCCCAGUCAAUGGCAGAGGUCCUGGCCAAGAAAGAAGAGCUGGCUGAUCGGCUGGAAAAGGCCAAUGAAGAGGCAAUCGCAAGUGCCAUUGCUGAAGAGGAGCAGCUGAAUAGAGAGAUUCAGGCAGAGAACAACGAUCUAGAGACUGACAAUGAAAGUGACUUCACUGCUAGCAUCAGCAGUGGAAGUUGUGGCGUUAAUAUGGACUGGAGUGACAUGCUGGCAGAUUUUGAUGCUCGAGAACCGUGGCGUCAGAGCACCUCCUGGGGAGACAUGGUAGAAGAAGAACCUUCUCGUCCCCCUGGACAUGGAAUCCACAUGCACGAGAAAUUGUCCUCACCAUCACGCAAAAGAACCAUUGCAGAGUCAAAGAAGAAACAUGAGGAGAAACAGCUGAAGGCUCAGCAGCUGAGAGACAAACUCCGUGAGGAAAAGACACUCAAACUGCAGAAGCUCAUGGAGAGGGAGAAGGAUGUAAGGAAAUGGAAAGAAGAGUUGUUGGAGCAGCGUCGGAGGAUGAUGGAGGAGAAGCUCCUGCAUGCAGAGUUUAAGAGGGAGUUACAACUCCAAGCAAUCGUGAAGAAGGCUCAGGAAGAAGAGGCCAAGGUGAAUGAAAUAGCUUUCAUCAACACUCUAGAAGCCCAAAAUAAGAGGCAUGAUGCCCUGGCCAAGCUAAGCGAAUAUGAACAGCGCCUUAAUGAGCUGCAGGAAGAGAGACAGAGGAGACAGGAGGAGAAGCAGGCCAGAGAUGAAGCUGUUCAGGAACGCAAGCGGGUCUUGGAAGCAGAGCGGCAGGCGAGAGUGGAGGAGCUGUUAAUAAAGAGGAAGGAGCAGGAGGCUCGUAUUGAACAGCAAAGGCAGGAAAAAGAGAAAGCCAGAGAGGAUGCAGCGCGGGAAAGGGCCAGAGACCGUGAGGAGCGUCUGGCUGCUCUAAGUGCUGCCCAGCAAGAGGCCAUGGAGGAGCUGCAGAAGAAAAUUCAGAUGAAACAUGACGAGAGCAGCCGCCGGCAUAUGGAGCAAAUCGAGCAAAGGAAGGAGAAGGCGGCUGAGCUCAGUAGUGGUCGGCAUGCUAACACAGACUACGCUCCCAAACUGACCCCAUACGAACGCAAGAAACAGUGCUCGCUCUGCGGCGUCGUAAUCACCUCAGAGGUGCACCUGUUCAGCCACACCAAGGGCAAGAGGCACCAACAGGCCGUUCGAGACAGUAGCAGCAUCCAGGGACGGGAGCUGUCUGAUGAGGAAGUGGAGCACCUUUCCCUGAAGAAAUAUAUUGUUGAUGUUUUGACGGACAGCUCUGUGUCCUCUGAGAGUGUGAAGGAUGGAGAGGAGCGCCAGAAAGCAAGGAAGAAGGCGAAGAAACUCCGCGCCAGGAUGAACUCCAGGGCAAAGGAAUAUGAGACAUCAUUGGAGGCAAAGUCUCAGGUCCCUGAAUCCCCAUACAAGGCUAAGUUGCAGCGUUUGGUGAAAGACCUUCUGAAACAGCUGCAGGGCCAAGACAGCGGGCAGUGGGCCAACAAUAAAGCGUCAAGUCUGGACCGGACCCUGGGAGAGAUCUCCCGCAUCUUGGAGAAACAGAACAAUGCAGACCAAGUGGCCUUCCAAGUGGGCGGGGGCCUGUCCGCUUUGGAACAGAUUUUGCAGGUCAUCACUGCUGCUUCCACUCCCACUGCAGUGCCCCGUAUUCCUCUCAAAUCUCUCUGUGCUGCUGUAGAUAUCUACUGUCUGGCGUGUUCCUGCUGUGCAUUCAACUGCUCCUACGUGCUCUUUAGCAACAAGAUAGUCCUGCUCAUGGACCUGCUGCUGCACCAGCUGACACUUUAUGUUCCCGAUGAAGACAAGUCCAUAUUUGGACGAAGUGUGAACAAGCAAGUCUUUGAGGGUUUGACAACGGGUCUGCUCCAGACCAUUGCUACCAUCUUGGAGUCCCUAUGGCCGCACAUCUCAGAUUCGGGGCAAGCCGACAACGCAUGGAUAUCCUCCCCAGAUGCCAAGGUCAAGAGCUCUGCGUUAGAUUCCUUCAACACUCGUGCACAAGAUCUAAUCAGCUAUGUGGUAAACAUGGGUUUGAUCGACAAGCUGUAUGGGUGCUUCUUGUCGGUCCAAAGUCCCGUCGAUGAGCACCCCAAGAUGUCUGCUUUCCUCCAGCAAGCCUCGGCUCUGCUGCACAGCAUGUGUAAGCUGUGCUUUGCCAUAACCGGACGUGCUCCCAGUAUAUUUGACAAUAAACGCCAGGACCCGACCGGUCUGACGGCCCUUCUGCAGUCCACCGACCUGGUGGGAGUGGUGCACACCCUCUAUUGUAUUCUGCUGCACAGUUUCUUGCCUGAGUCUGCUUCUCAGAGUCAAGAGCCCUAUGGCCCUGGGGUCAUCCAGGUGGCUUUGCAGGGCAUCCGCUUCCUCAACAGUUUUGCCCUUCUUGACCUAUCUGCCUUCCAGUCUGUUCUAGGAGCCGAGGGCCUGUCUCUGGCUUUCCGACACAUUGUCAGCUCCCUGCUCUGGUACUGUACCCAGCAUUCCUCUGAGGAGCUGCUGCAUGAAGUCAUCAUCUGUGUGGGAUAUUUUACCGUGAAUCACCCAGACAACCAGGUGAUAGUGCAGUCUGGCCGGCAGCCCAGCGUGUUGCAGAAACUGUGUCAGCUGCCCUUCAAGUACUUCAGCCACCCGCGCCUCAUCAGAGUGCUGUUCCCGUCGCUCAUCUCCGCCUGCUACAACAACGCCCAGAACAAGGUCAUCCUGCAGCAGGAGAUGAGCUGCGUGCUGCUGGCCACCUUCAUUCAGGACUUUUCCUCAAAUGAGAAGGAUUCAGACACUAAAAUGAAUAAAACCGUUUCCAAGUGGCUUUUGGAUUACUGUGAACUGUCCAACCGCUUCCCAAGAGAUCAGUGGGAUUCGGCUCUGCAGUUUUUUCUCCAGAAGCAGGAGGACUAAUUCCACUUAUUUAAAAAAAAGCACACCAUAACAAUUUCAAAACACUAUGAGAUUGUAUAGAUGUUAUUUUAUUUUAUUUUCCUCUUUGUGACCUCGUCUGCACUUGCAUAGACUUUCCUCAGACUGUCCAAUGUAAAUAUUCUGAACCAUUAUUAUAUGUUGUUUCAUCUGCCGAUUUCAUGUAAAUCUUAUUGAUGCUGAAGAAGAAUUUGCACAUAAGUCUUAUUUGUUUAUUGCAGCAAAUACAUGCACAACUUUUCCAUUUAGUGUCUGAGUUAGUCAGACAGGCAGUAGCAAUGGUCUUAAACCAGUAAUAUUUACUUGUACUGUAAUUUAUUUGCCAAACAAGUUUAAAAAUACUGUUUGUUUUUGUUCACUUAUUGUGUUACUAGUAAUUUGAACAGUAGUGUGAGUUCUGAUAAUGACUGUAAUAAAUUGCAAACAGGUCCUGUUCUUUUUGUCUUUCCGUUGUGUUGGUAGCACAGAAUGACCAGUUGUGAGGAUAUUAAAUAAAAUACUUAUGUGUUACACUUUGUUUUUGUGUUUUCUUCUA